Molecule: messenger RNA, 3065 nt
Organism: Poecilia latipinna (sailfin molly)
Lineage: Eukaryota; Metazoa; Chordata; Actinopteri; Cyprinodontiformes; Poeciliidae
Product: signal-induced proliferation-associated protein 1-like
Exons: 9
Coding region: 74-1330 (418 amino acids)
Source: RefSeq, a predicted model, not a curated record
GCUGGUGACGCGGGGCUGCGAGGCGCUGGAGGUCACCCCGCUGCGGGACGGAGUGGGGCAGCCAGGCUUCCUCAUGAACGAGGAGGGCUUCGUGACGGACCUGCAGAGGUUCUGCUACGCCGAGAGCGGAGGCCUGCAGCUGUGGGCUCGCGUGGUGAGGCUGUGCGGACAUUCCCUGGUCCACUUGAGCCCCGAGGAGAGGAGCAGGCUUCUCCGCACGGCACACAAGAUCCACAUCACCGUCAUCCCACCGGAUGAGAAUGGCAAACCUCGCAGAAGUUUCUCUGAGCUCUAUCAGAAAGCCAUCAAGGAUGCAGAGUGCAAGUCCGGCGAGGACAAGUCGGGAGUGGCCUGGGUGGUGGAUGAGAGGGAAGAUGAGAGGGAGGAGCAGGAGCAGAAGGUGGAGGAGGAGCAGCUGAAGGCGGACAGGGUCGACGAGGAGGAGGAAGAUCAGCUCGCAGAGGAUGAGCUGAAGAUGGACGGCGGCGGGGGGCAAAACGAGGAGAGUCCCGGCCCGCUCCUCGCACUGCCCGCCUUACCUUUGCUGAGGGCUACGUCUCUGCAGGACCAGCCAGCCAAUAAGAGCGAAGAGAUCAGCAUCUCUCAGCUCACCCGCAGCGUUUCUCUGGAGAAGCAGCUGUCCUACACAGACACCUGUGAUGAACACGUGUACGACAACGUGAUGAUGAAGGAGAAACGCCACAUCUACGAGAACGUCGGGGAGCUGAGGGACGCCACGCCUGACCUGAUCCUGGCCGUCAAGCCUAAAGUUCCCCCAGAAGACGAGCAGUUCAUGGCCGCUGACUUUGGCGAGGACAAAGCUUCAGCGAGUGACUCGUCCCUAUCAUCUUCCCGGCUAUCGAGUGUAGACCGAGCGGAAAGAAACUCACGAGCCCUCAGUCUGCAUAACUCCAUCACCAAGAUUCUCUCUGAGACGACAGAUUCGACAGAUGAGGAGUGGCAGUCCAUUGCUGACCUGGCGACAGCCUGCCGCAGCAUCCUGGAGGCUUUGUCCAAAGAAGACCGCAAAGCCGGGGAUUCCUCCCAAGGUGGAGCUGAUCAGACAGACGGCAAACUCAAAGACUCAAAGGACAGCGACUCUCCGGGCCACCUGGAGGAGAAGGUGUCGCAGCUGGAGGCCAUGCUGAAGAAGCUGCAAGACGACCUGCAAAAGUGGGCACACAAGGAGAAAGAGGACAAGGCGGUGCUGCAGGCCGAGGUGCAGAGCCUCAGGCAGAACAACCAGCGGCUGCAGGAGGAGUCGCAGAGCACAGUGGCCCGCCUCAUCAAAGUCACUGAGCUGCUGUGCAACGUCAACAAGCCCUGUUAGGUCCCCAUGAUGCAAAUCCCGCUGAGCGCCUCCAUGCCCAACAACGUUCUUUGAUCGUGUAUAGAUAGCUGCAAAAGUAAACACACAGGCAAGUGUGGUCCUGCCUGCUGGGGAGGAAGUAUGCAAAAGAGACAAAAAAAAAAAAAAAAGUAUAGACUGACCUUCACAGGCUGCUGUAGAGUGCUUCUCUUGGUGUGUGUGUGUGUGUGUAUGCGUGUGUGUGUAUGAUUGUUUUUCUUGCUUCAAAUACUUGACAAGCUCUGCUAAGUAGCACUUACAGAAGAGGUUUCAAUUAAGACAGACAGACAGACACUGUAUAGCAUGUUUUGUGGUGUCUGAUGGACAAAAUGACCAAAAGUGUAUAAAGCAUAGUAAGCAGUAUCAGCGGUAAUAUAUGUGAACGGUAGUAAAGCUACAUGUAGUCGCAGGGUCUGAGUGUGUUUUCUGCCUGGCACUGACAGGAAGGUUGGCCUGAAAUUAAAACACACAUGAAUAUUUGAAUUACUGCAGGCGGCCUUCUACUUAGAAACAUGUAACGAUGCUCACUGAGGGAGGUCUGUUACGUAAGGACGUUAUCCUCCAUCUUCACUUCUUAGUCGUACUGUAUUUAGGCAAUUCUGCUUUUAGGAAACAAAACUGGAAAAUAAGGGGACUGAAAAAACAGAGAUUCAAACUGCUUGUUUCUUCUGGGGUGUUUUUUUUUUUUUUUUUUGGAUUUGAAAAGAAAAGCAGCAUAAAACUCAGACUCUGGCAGGAACGAACUGCUUCAGCUUCCUUCCAUGACUGCCUGUAGCUGUUUUAUCUUCUAACCUCACUAUUGUAGCAGCCAUAACUGUAGAAGAUCGCCUCCUGCUGGCCUGAACUGCAGCUCUUAUUUUUCAGCCCGCAAAAUAGCUUUAGGUGUGAGAACGAGCAACCUGGACUGAUGGUGAAACAAUGCAGAAAACUGUAUUUAAAUUCAUUUUUGUUUGUGUUUUAUUGUUUUUGUUUUGUUUUCUGAUGUAACUAUUUGGGUAAUUGUUUGCUUUAGCUGGAGAGUGGCAGCAGUGCAUUGAAAUGUCCUUAAUUAGAGAUGCACCAAAAAAAAAAACAAAAAAAAAAACGAUUCACCUAAUUGUGAUCACAAUCAAAUGAGUUUGAUAUUUACCAAACUUGACUGGUGACCAGCCUGUUAAAACCUCAGAAAUGCAACAUUUUUCCAAUCAACGAAUGCAGCUAAGGGCUAACAGAUCUCACUAGCAUCACUCUUCAGUGUGGAAGUGAUCACUGACCGAAUGAUAAUCAAAGUUAGCUAUUGUCAGUGUCAGCGAGGCGUUUGAAAGUAGAUGGAGGAACCGCAGAGGUGCAGGAAGCUGUUUAAAAUGGAAACAUGGCGUCUGGUGCUUGCAUUUCACUCCACUAUGGUUGUUUUCAAGCUCGACUAUUUUGGGUGCAAAAAUGAGCCGUUUGCUAUAAAAGGUCAACUCACAAGAGGAAUGUUGUUUCAAUUUGAUAAAAUAUUAAACUGACUAAAGCUCGACGUCAGUCAGAAGUUUUAUUGUUUGUUUUAUUAAUUUGAGCUUUCAGCCUGUCUGUCAGAGAACAUGCUGGAUUUGGAAAUGUUGCCAGUGGGGAUUUCUGAUUACAAAUUGGUGUCUGCUCUCCCCGGCGCUGUGGUUCUCAAACUAAAACCUGCUGAUGCCGUGUUUAUUUCACCUCUUAAGUCAGAACUCUGAGCUGGGAAUGUAAUCAAAAA